AUGAAAGCAGGGUUCGGCAGUCCCAUAAACACUUAUAAGAAUUUUCUAGUCUACUGGAAAAUAAGGUUUGCAAAGGAAAAUAAGUUCGAGGUUCAGAAGGGUCUUUUGGUUCUCAUCGUUGUGCAGAAGAUUUCUCUCAAGUUGCAUUCAGAGGAAGGGGAUCAUCUUUGGUUUGAUCCUCCUUCUAAAUGGUCUGGGAGUCUUCAAAGGUCUUUCCUCGAGGCCUCUUACCUUGUUAAUGCUGCUCUAUCAGAUGACUUUUCAAAUCUGCCACCAUUUAUCAGAUCUGACUUCUCAGCUCUGUCUCAUCAUCUGCUUAUCAGAUCUGCCUCUUUAGUUCCCUUCAAAGAUAACUUAUCAGAUGGUCUCUCAGCUCGAUAG
Molecule: messenger RNA, 381 nt
Organism: Ilex paraguariensis (yerba mate)
Lineage: Eukaryota; Viridiplantae; Streptophyta; Magnoliopsida; Aquifoliales; Aquifoliaceae
Source: the annotation of a GenBank genome assembly